This is a messenger RNA of Ilex paraguariensis (yerba mate), 1632 nucleotides long. The record is from the annotation of a GenBank genome assembly. NCBI's taxonomy places the organism in Eukaryota, Viridiplantae, Streptophyta, Magnoliopsida, Aquifoliales, Aquifoliaceae.
AUGGGGAAUUGUUGUUCCAGAGGCAACACCAAUAAUGCCCCGGACAAUAACAACACUGAAAAGGGAGAAUCCGCCACGAAGAACUCUGAACAUGGUGCCGAUCCAUCUGUUCAGAACAAUGCCACCCAGGGUAAGACCGUGCCCCCUUCAGCCUCUCCAAAUCCCUCUUCCAAGCCUUCCAAGCCGGUCCCUAUAGGACCAGUUUUAGGCCGCCCAAUGGAAGAUGUACGCACCCUUUACACAAUUGGAAAAGAGCUCGGAAGGGGACAAUUUGGGGUCACACAUUUAUGCACACACAAGCAAUCUGGCGAGCAAUUCGCGUGCAAAACCAUAGCAAAAAGGAAACUCGUCAACAAAGAGGAUAUCGAGGAUGUUAGGAGGGAAGUUCAAAUAAUGCACCAUUUGACAGGCCAACCAAACAUUGUGGAGCUUAAGGGAGCUUAUGAGGAUAAGCAUUCUGUGCAUUUGGUGAUGGAGCUUUGUGCUGGAGGAGAGCUCUUUGAUCGGAUCAUUUCAAAGGGGCAUUACACCGAGAGGGCUGCUGCAUCAUUGCUGAGAACCAUUGUUCAGAUCGUGCACACAUGCCAUUCGAUGGGUGUCAUUCAUAGGGAUCUCAAGCCUGAGAACUUCCUCCUCUUGAACAAAGAUGAAAAUUCACCUCUCAAGGCUACAGAUUUCGGUCUAUCCGUGUUCUACAAGCAAGGAGAAGUAUUCAAAGAUAUUGUGGGCAGUGCAUAUUACAUUGCACCUGAAGUCCUGAAGAGAAGGUAUGGACCGGAAGUUGACAUUUGGAGCGUUGGAAUUAUGUUUUACAUUCUUCUUUGUGGAGUUCCUCCUUUUUGGGCAGAAUCGGAGCACGGGAUAUUCAAUGCAAUCUUAAGAGGCCAUAUUGAUUUUACGAGUGAUCCAUGGCCUUCAAUUUCACCUGGAGCGAAGGACCUUGUCAGGAAGAUGUUGAAUUCAGACCCCAAGCAAAGGCUGACAGCAUUUCAAGUUCUUAAUCAUCCAUGGAUUAAGGAGGAUGGAGAAGCACCUGAUACACUACUUGACAAUGCUGUUCUGGGAAGGCUCAAACAGUUCAGAGCUAUGAAUAAGUUCAAGAAAGUUGCUCUUCGGGUACCUGAUGAAGCUUGUGUUAUUGCAGGUUGCCUGUCUGAGGAAGAAAUCAUGGGACUGAAGCAGAUGUUCAAAGGCAUGGACACCGAUAACAGUGGUACGAUAACACUUGAAGAGCUAAAGCAAGGACUCGCCAAGCAAGGGACAAAGCUAUCGGAAGUCGAAGUAAAACAAUUGAUGGAAGCAGCUGAUGCAGAUGGGAAUGGGACCAUAGACUACGAUGAAUUCAUUACAGCGACAAUGCACUUGAACAAAAUGGACAGAGAAGAACAUCUGUACACUGCAUUCCAAUACUUUGAUAAAGAUAAUAGCGGGUGGAUUACAAAAGAAGAACUAGAGCAAGCUCUCUGCGAGUUUGGCAUGAAUGAUGGAAGGGACAUAAAGGAAAUCAUUGCUGAAGUUGAUGCCGAUAAUGAUGGUCGGAUCAACUAUGAAGAGUUUGUGGCCAUGAUGAGAAAAGGUAACCUAGAUGUGGUGACAAAUCCCAAGAAGCGACGAGAUCUAUCUUUUUCAUAA